This is a messenger RNA of Aphidius gifuensis, 2123 nucleotides long. Its product is annotated as photoreceptor-specific nuclear receptor-like. Bases 333 to 2042 code for a protein of 569 amino acids. The record is from RefSeq and is a predicted model, not a curated record. Gene Ontology annotation, molecular function: zinc ion binding; nuclear receptor activity; RNA polymerase II cis-regulatory region sequence-specific DNA binding. NCBI's taxonomy places the organism in Eukaryota, Metazoa, Arthropoda, Insecta, Hymenoptera, Braconidae. The transcript is spliced from 7 exons. Gene Ontology annotation, biological process: anatomical structure development; positive regulation of transcription by RNA polymerase II; cell differentiation.
AUUGUUAUUUAUUUAUUUUAAUUUUUAUAAAAAAAAAAAAGAAAAGCUUAAAAUAUGAACAGUUUGGUGGGAGAAAUUUGAUUAAUUUCGAGACAUCGAGACACUCGAGGUGAUUCAAAAGUCAGCAUUCGAAUACGAACAUGCUGCUUUGUUAAAAAAUAUCAUCUAAAAUUCAAGUGCUAUUUUAUGUAUUGAUAUUUUUAAUUGUCAAAAAAAUUUAUAUGUCAAGUGAUUUGAUAAUAUAUAAUCUGUGAUUUAAUUUCCUAGUGACUAAACAUUAAGUGUAAUAUAUUUUAUAAAUCAAGUGAUAAAUUAUUUUAAUUUUUUAAAAAAUGAAUGGAACAACGUCAAUUGGUAGUGCUGAUUCACAACAAAUUCAGCGACAAACAUCACAACAUGACACCAAUUCAGAGCAUGCUAGAAGUCCAGAUAGUCCUUUGAGUGUUCGUCAUGAUUCAAGAGAAUCAAGUGUUAUAUCACCAGGUUCACCAGAGCAUUACAGUCCACUUGGUGCAACUGGAUCAGCAUCAAGUCAUGAUCCAUAUAUAUCAAGAUCAGCACAAGAAUGUCCAGUUCCACUAUGUCGUGCAAUGCCACCUGAUUUUCCACUAGCAAGAUCACCAUAUUUAACAUCAAUUGGCAAUGGACAUUCUCAUCUUCUUCAAGUUCAACACCAGCAUCAACAACAUCAACAACAUUCACAGCAUCCAUCAGACAAUCGACAACAGCUUCAACAAAAUCAUCAGCAUCAACAUCAACAUCAUCAACAGCAACAACAACAGCAACAACAGCAGCAACAGCAACACGGUGGAAAAACACCACGUAGUCUUGGUUUGAUAUGUGUUGUUUGUGGCGAUACAAGUUCUGGAAAACAUUAUGGAAUUCUCGCAUGUAAUGGAUGCAGUGGAUUUUUCAAACGGAGUGUUCGUAGAAAGCUCAUUUACAGGUGUCAAGCUGGAACUGGAAGAUGUAUUGUUGAUAAAGCACAUCGCAAUCAGUGUCAAGCAUGUCGUCUUAAAAAAUGUAUGCAAAUGGGAAUGAACAAAGACGCUGUUCAGAAUGAAAGACAACCGAGAAACACAGCAACAAUUAGACCGGAAGCAUUGGUAGAAAUGGAUCAAGAAAGAGCUAUACGUGAAGCUGCUGUUGCCGUCGGAGUAUUCGGACCACCAUUGGCAAUGGCUAGAUAUGCACCACAAAUGCCACUUCCAACAAUGGCACCAACAAACACAACAACAUCAUCAUCACCACCACGUCAAGAUCCAGAUAAUGGUAAUAUAUCAGAUGACAGUAUAGAUGUCACGAAUGAGGAGCCAUUGACACCACAAAGAAAUAUAUGUUCUCAAUUACCACCAGUAAUGCCAUCACUUUAUUCACCAGCAAGUGCAGAAACAGUUUAUGAAACAAGUGCAAGAUUAUUAUUUAUGGCUGUUAAAUGGGCUAAAAAUUUACCAUCAUUUGCAAGUUUACCAUUUCGUGAUCAAGUUAUACUACUUGAAGAAGCAUGGUCAGAAUUAUUUUUAUUAAAUGCUGUACAAUGGUGUUUACCACUUGAAUCAUCACCAUUAUUUAGUGCAGCUGAACUAAGUGCAUUAACAUUAUCAACACAUGGUCAUCCACAUUCUGUUGUUCAUUUACAAAAUAAUAAUAAUAAUAACAAUAACAAUAAUAAUAAUAGUGGUAAACCAAGUCAAGUUGCUGCUGAUGUGAGACAUUUGCAUGAUACACUUCAACGUUAUAAAGCUGUUAUGGUUGAUCCAGCUGAAUUUGCAUGUAUGAAAGCAAUUGUACUCUUUCGACCAGAAACACGUGGUCUAAAAGAUUCUAGUCAAAUUGAAAAUUUACAAGAUCAAGCACAAGUAAUGCUUGGACAACAUGCACGAACACAACAACCAGGUAGUCCAGCAAGAUUUGGAAGAUUAUUAUUGAUGCUACCACUGUUGAGAACAGUACCAGCAGCAAGAGUUGAAUUAAUUUAUUUUCACAGAACAAUUGGUAAUACACCAAUGGAAAAAGUACUAUGUGACAUGUACAAAAAUUAAUUUAAAACGUUCAUGGCCUAUCGAAAAUAAUAAUAAAUUAAUUUAGAAAAAAAUAAGACAUUUCUAUCUCAUGAAUUUUAA